AUGGAAGCCGAGAAUGGGUACAAGCUUGUUGUGGGUGUGGACUACGGUACCACCUUCACAGAGAUUGCGUAUGCCAUCACGACCCAUGAAGGUGGUCAAACAGACAGUGACAGUAUCGGGUUGAUCAACCAAUGGCCUCCAGGUAUUAUUGGUGAUCUCAACACCCCGUCCCUAAUUUCAUACACGCAGAAUGGAGGACCACCUCUCUGGGGCUUUGAGGUCGAGCCAGGCAUGAAAUCAUAUGCCUGGACAAAGCUGCUAUUGGACAGACAUCUCCAGCGUAACCAGUUCGACGAUGAGUUCCUGGAGAUGGUCACUCGCUCAGAGAUUCUGAAGCUGCCCGACCAAAAGGAAGCUGUGGAAACUGUGGCAGACUACCUUUCUCGGAUCUACGCACAUAUUCAGCACUACAUCUCCGAGGUGGUGGGACCUAUGCAUAGUAACCUACGGAAUAUAAGUCGAGUGCCGAUCGAUUUCUGGUUCACGAUCCCAGCUAGCUGGUCUGAAGAGACACAGCUUUUGAUGCGCCAGGCAAUCCAAAGAGCAGGCUUUGGAACAAGCCAUUUACACCAGGUGUGGACUACAACGGAACCAGAGGCUGCAGCUCUUUCUGUCUUUUGUGACGGAAAUUCCAACGUCAAGCAUCGUGAUGGAGUUCUAAUCUGCGACUGUGGAGGGGGAACAGUGGAUAUCGCAACAUACUAUGUCACAGAUGUUGAUCCGACAACCUCUCUUGAGCAGAUCACCACAGCUAUGGGAGCUAAAUGCGGUAGCACUGCUAUUGACAGUCGAUUCUAUGAACUACUAUCUCGUAGGCUUGAAGGGGCAUUCAAUAACCUACCCGUGGGCGAGAUCGAAGCAGGAAGCUUGGCCAUGAACAAGUUUGAAACGAUCAAAACAGACUUCAAUGGUCUAGGGGGAAACAUCUGGUACUUUGAUUUCAACUUGAAUGCCCCCGAGACAGAUCCCACAUUUUCCAAUCAAAGACGAAGACGUGUUGUUCUUCAAUCUGAAGAUAUCCGAGGCCUAUACGAGCCUGUUCUGAGCAGGAUUUUCGACCUGAUUGUGUCUCAGAUCUCUGCUGCAAAUGAAAAAUGUAGGCGGCGUGUCAUCAAUAAAGUUGUCUUGGUUGGCGGAUUCAGUGCCUCACCAUAUCUUCAGGAGAGACUACAAUAUUCCCUGAAUCGCCUUGGCAACAUUUCCGUGCUUGUUCCUGAGAGACCGGGGGAGGCUAUUGCUCGUGGGGCAGCACUUCAAGGGCUUCGGGGCUACUCUCUUCCAACCUACAAAUGCUCGCGAAAUUACGGUCUGGCAUCUGUUCAACCUUUUGCUCUCUCCCACCGAAACGAGUCGCAACGACUGGGAGACGGGCCCGGUGCACUAUCGGUGAAUUUGCUCCCUCAUUGGGUGUUACACAAGGAUCAGAGAUACCAGAAGAAUUUCCAGACAUGCCACACAAUCCAGCUACUUCAUUGGGAGCAUGGUCUUCUUACCAAGCCUGUGGAGAUUUACGAGUCCAAUCUCCAAGUUGCACCACAACGAUUUGAGAACUCCGAUGCACAUUGCAUCGAUUACAUUCAAUGUCACUUCAAUGGCCUUGACCUUUCCCUGUUUCCUCACCAAACCAUCGCCGGACAGACCGUCUAUUGCUUGGAGCUUUUGAUCCAGGUAUCUUUUUCACAGACUGAUCGGGUGAUACAUUUCAGUGCAUAUACACUGGGCGAAGAGAUUGGGCAAAAGGACCUGGCCAUGGCUCAUGAUUGA
Messenger RNA from Penicillium samsonianum, 1764 nucleotides. RefSeq names its product Hsp70 family protein. The transcript has 9 exons. Gene Ontology annotation, molecular function: ATP-dependent protein folding chaperone; ATP binding. The record is from RefSeq and is a predicted model, not a curated record. NCBI's taxonomy places the organism in Eukaryota, Fungi, Ascomycota, Eurotiomycetes, Eurotiales, Aspergillaceae. Bases 1 to 1764 code for a protein of 587 amino acids.